AUGUCUGACCCCACUGUUACGCCGGCCAUUGGAGAGGCUUUUGGCUAUGGCCUUGCUUCUAUAAUUACCUACAAAACCCUGAGGCACGUACCGUCCAUUCUUAUGCAGAGUCAGAUGACACUUUUUAUUUCCCAAGUAUAUGGGGACUCUCGCAGAUUUCUUGGCUUCGAGAUCGACUCGGAUCUCCGGAAGGCGCUUCAUCUGACUCAUGUCUCCCUGCGCUCUCUGGCCAGGAUUUAUGGAGCUGAAUUCAGACGGUUUUCCAUAAAUCGGUACAAACCAGGAACAUUUGAGGAAUUCUACAACCUUAUACUUCAAGUCCAUAAUAUCACCAAUGUGGAUGUCAUGCUUGGCUAUGCAGAUAUUCAUGGUGAUCUUCUACCCAUCAACAAUGAUGACAAUUUCUUUAAAGCUGUGUCAAGUGCCAACCCCCUCUUAAGAGUAUUUAUUCAAAAACAAGAAGAAGUAGACUACAACACAUUCGGGUCAGCCACUUUGACUAGAAAGAAGAAAAAUGCAUUGGUGGCAUUACGAAAUGACAGUCUGCGCCACAAGAAACCACACAUAAACAUCAGUAUGCCUCAUGAUUUUAGACCAGUGUCCUCCAUCAUUGACGUGGAUAUCCUUCCAGAAACCCACAGACGAGUGAGACUAUACAGACAUGGAUGUGAAAAGCCGUUAGGAUUUUAUAUUCGAGAUGGAACUAGUGUUCGGGUGACUCCUCAUGGUUUGGAGAAAGUGCCAGGAAUCUUCAUCUCCAGGAUGGUUCCAGGAGGCUUGGCGGAGAGCACGGGUUUGCUGGCUGUGAACGAUGAGGUUCUGGAAGUAAAUGGUAUUGAGGUAGCUGGGAAGACUCUUGAUCAGGUCACAGAUAUGAUGAUAGCUAACAGCCACAAUCUAAUCAUUACAGUUAAGCCAGCCAACCAAAGAAACAAUGUAAUCCGGGGCAGCCGGAUGUCUGGCAGCUCUGGUCAGUCUACAGACAGCACGGCAAGUCACCAUAGCUUGCCGUCGGCUAACCUGCUACAGAAUUUUAACCCGGAUGAAAUGGAGAGUGACGAUGAUGCAGAUAUUGUUAUUGAAGGUAGCCUUGAGCCACGCAACAUUCCCAAAUCUCACAGCCUACCAUCAGGCAGCCUUUCACGGAUCAAUGGCACUAGCCUUAGCCACAGGUUAGAAAGAGACUUAACACUAAACCAUUCUGGACGUGAGAGUAAUGGAAGUAUCCACAAAAUUCUGAGCAGCUUCAAGGCUGACCCAAGGAACAGCUUGGUCAUACCCAAAGGAGGCAUUGAGGAAGAUGGCACUGUUAUCACACUUUAGACAUUGGGGUAUAUAUCAGUGUUUGACAUGCAGGAUACAUGUUGGACUUUUAAAGGAAAAACUCUCAAAUCUGAACAUUUACAUGCGAGUUAGAUAUUGAGUGGUACCUAAUGAGAUGUUUAUUCUUUAGUUUUAUUCUCUUACUGGAAAGUGGUUUGCUUUGACACUGUCUUAUACCUGUGUACAAUAAAAAA
Molecule: messenger RNA, 1517 nt
Organism: Nanorana parkeri
Lineage: Eukaryota; Metazoa; Chordata; Amphibia; Anura; Dicroglossidae
Gene: PARD6G
Product: par-6 family cell polarity regulator gamma
Exons: 4
Coding region: 1-1323 (440 amino acids)
Biological process (GO): centrosome cycle; establishment or maintenance of cell polarity; regulation of cellular localization
Cellular component (GO): apical plasma membrane; cell cortex; nucleus
Molecular function (GO): protein kinase C binding
Source: RefSeq, a predicted model, not a curated record